Molecule: messenger RNA, 1823 nt
Organism: Marchantia polymorpha subsp. ruderalis
Lineage: Eukaryota; Viridiplantae; Streptophyta; Marchantiopsida; Marchantiales; Marchantiaceae
Source: the annotation of a GenBank genome assembly
UCGUCUUCAAAAAAUAUGCAUAUUUACUAUAAAUUCUAAAAUAGACACCAAUUUCUAUGAAAUAACAAACUGAGUUUUUUUUUAAGAAUCUAGUCUAUCUCUGGGAAUAAAAAAUAAAAAUUUGUGAUGAUACUCUUCACAAAUCUCAUUUCGAGAUGUGAUUGGGAUUCGAAUCCCGAGGCAAAUCAGCCAGUGCCAUCGUUCGCACUGACCGUCGCCGAUGUCGAUCGUUCGAGACUCGCAACCAUCAUCGAAAUUGUCGGACAUUGCUCCUGUUCCACAGUUCGUUACCCCGGUCGGCACGUGCAUUCCCACCGAACAAGGCACCGCUCAUUGUAGGGCUCUGAACGAGCGAAAAGAUGCGUCUCUUCCUCUUGUUUCCUUUCGCCCGUGCCACUGCUUUCGGAUUUCACAUCUUCGAGAAUCUGAGUUCUCCCGUAUCAGGACGGCCGGUCGCAUGUGAUCGAUCGAAGAGGGGAUAUUGCGGCGCAGGAAGACUCAGAUAAGUAGUAGUAACUUGGACGAGAAUGGGUCACGGUGGGAACAGAUGGGUCAGACCGGAGGUUUAUCCCAUAGUGGCUGUGAUGGCUUUUGCUCUUGGUAUAAACGUGUUUUCCAUCGCCCGCAACGCAAUCGGCCAUCCCGACGUGAGAAUUUCUAAGGAGGAUCGAGGAGCUGGUUACUUGGAGAAUUUUAAAGAAGGGAAGAACUACAAACUUCACGGUCUCAGAAAGUAUUUAACAGAUAAAGACCACGAAGUGAUGCCGGGCAUCAACUCUGCUCUUGGUGGAUUCAAAAAAGAAAAGUGAUCCAUCAGUGUUGACAGUAAUGUAAAUAUUGAGAUUUUUGACCUGAUUGGAGUUGGAUGUACUUUACGAAAUGAUAUCAGAACUGAUGAAGUGGUCAUCAUUUUCCCAGAUUCGGCUUCUGGAGUGGACCUCUCGCCAAACUUGCUGAAACUCAGAGCGAUCAAUUUGUCAGUCGCCGUCCUGUGGGAGGAAUAUGGACAUGUAUCUGGAACCAAGGAGUUUGAGAAAGCUCAAACUUACUUACUCGACUAGUUGUAAAAGAGCAGACGCAAGCAAGCAAGUGAUUUUCAACUCGUACUCUCAUCCUUGAAAGCCCAAGGAAAGUAUCUAUCUACAUCCAGGGUCGUCUGUCCGAGAACCUCUGACGAGCAAUUGCACAUGUUCAGAUCCCUUCAGAAAAGAGGCUACAGACAUUGAAAGUACAAGUGAACUUACUUUGAAACACUGCAUUCUAUAAACGUGAGACGGUUCUUUUCACUUGUAACACUUGCUUCAACAACCAGAAAGUUGAAGGCUUAGAAUGCUCUUUUUGACUAUCGAUAUGAUCCAGAAUCAGGAUGUAAGUUAAGAAGAAUGAACGGGUCAUAUCGUCUAGGAGCGUGAAAUCUUACUCUCUAGUUCUCUGCAUUGUGAGUUUUUCAGCAAUUUAGCCACCUGCAGUUCCACAUCAGUUCCAACAUCUGGUAAACAUGUGAUCUUCAACCUCAUUCUUUUAUCUAAAAUCCGACGGAGUUAUCAGAACACGGAAAGUCUCAAUAGGUACCUUAAUGGUGUGAAGCUCAUAUUCUACUACAAGGCAAAUAAGCCAUGAAACGAAGUUGGCUAGACUACAUACAAUUCACAUGCGCUUCUAUCCUGUAUUAAGAGAGUUUCGGCAAGACACGUGGAAUGAAAGAUAUAAUGCAUGUAUACAGUACAUGGAUGGACCAUAAGGACCUGAUGUUAUACCUGUAAUUAUUUCAUUUCUUCGAGAUUUUAUUUUCUUUUAAAUUCAAUAAAGUGAGAUGAAAUGUG